Acanthoscelides obtectus is the source of this 354-nucleotide messenger RNA. NCBI's taxonomy places the organism in Eukaryota, Metazoa, Arthropoda, Insecta, Coleoptera, Chrysomelidae. The record is from the annotation of a GenBank genome assembly.
AUGUAUGGCGAGAAGCUGAGCAGCUGGGGCAUGGAGGUACACCCAGCGUUCGACCACCACGCUCUCCUGUGCUACGACGACAAACCCCCGUCGGAAACGACUGCCGUGCCCCCGGUUGCGGUAUCGAUGCCGCCUCCGCCGAACAUUUGCGUGGAGGCGGGCAGGAUCCAGUUCGUGAGGCGCGAGGAAGAGGGCGCUACGGUCGCGGAGGCGGCAGCCGGCAGUUUACAAGCGGUGCCUCGGGUUACCGUCACCAGAGGGCUGCAGACGGAUGAUUUUCAGAUGUUCGGUGAUGCGGUGAAUGGCGGGGAGGAGGAGGAGGAGGAAGUUGGCCAGGUACAGGUAGGUGGUUGA